Felis catus (domestic cat) is the source of this 1590-nucleotide messenger RNA. RefSeq names its product fibroblast growth factor 7 (gene FGF7). The coding region runs from base 137 to 649 and encodes 170 amino acids. Gene Ontology annotation, cellular component: cytoplasm. Gene Ontology annotation, biological process: cell differentiation; positive regulation of gene expression; lung development. Lineage: Eukaryota; Metazoa; Chordata; Mammalia; Carnivora; Felidae. Gene Ontology annotation, molecular function: growth factor activity; type 2 fibroblast growth factor receptor binding. The record is from RefSeq and is a predicted model, not a curated record. The transcript is spliced from 4 exons.
UAUGGAAACAAUUAUGAUUCUGCUGGAGAAUUUCUCAGCUAAGAAAUAGUUUGUAGCUACAGUAGAGAGGCUCAAGUUGCACAAGGCAGACAACAGACAUGGAAUUCUUGUGCAUCCAGCUGUUAUCAACAGAACAAUGGGCACUAUAUCUUUAGCUUGCAAUGACAUGACUCCAGAGCAAAUGGCUACAAAUGUGAACUGUUCCAGCCCUGAGCGACAUACAAGAAGUUAUGAUUACAUGGAAGGAGGGGAUAUACGAGUGAGAAGACUCUUCUGUCGAACACAGUGGUAUCUGAGGAUUGAUAAACGAGGCAAAGUCAAAGGGACCCAAGAGAUGAAGAACAACUAUAAUAUCAUGGAAAUCAGGACAGUGGCAGUUGGAAUUGUGGCAAUCAAAGGAGUGGAAAGUGAAUACUAUCUUGCAAUGAAUAAGGAAGGAAAACUCUAUGCAAAGAAAGAAUGCAAUGAAGAUUGCAACUUCAAAGAAUUAAUUCUGGAAAACCAUUACAAUACAUAUGCAUCAGCUAAAUGGACACACAGCGGAGGAGAAAUGUUUGUUGCUUUAAAUCAAAAAGGGGUUCCUGUAAGGGGGAAGAAAACAAAGAAAGAACAAAAAACAGCCCACUUUCUUCCUAUGGCAAUAACAUAAUCAUAUAUGGUAUAAAAGAAACCAGUUCCAGCAGGGAGAUUUCUUUAAGUGGACUGUUUUCUUUCUUUUCUUUUUUUCUUUUCUUUUCUUCUUUUUUUUUUUUUAAGUAACCAAGAAAGGCUGGAAAACUACUGAAAAACUGAUCAAGCUGGACUUGCGCAUGUAUGUUUAUUUUAAGAGACUGCAUUAAAGAAAGAUUUGAAAAAUAUACACAAAAUCAGAUUUAGUAACUAAAAGUUGUAAAAAAUUGUAAAGCUGGUUGUACAAUCAUGAUGUUAGUAAUAGUAAUGUUUUUUCUUAAAUUAAUUUACCCUUAAGAGUAUGUUAGAUUUGAUUAUCUGAUAAUGAUUAUUUAAAUAUUCCUAUCUGCUUAUAAAAUGGCUGCUAUAAUAAUAAUAAUGCAGAUGAUGUUAUAUAAGAUAUGUCAGACCUAAAGGCUGCUGGAAUGAUUUGUCAGAUAAUCAAGCCAACACUAACUAUGGAAGAUGAGCAGUAUCUGAAAGACUUUUUAGUGGCAAUUGUAAGCCACUUAAAUUCUAAUAAGAAAAGAAAGAAUAUUCUUAAAAAUUCUAUUAUGGAAUGGAGUCAAAUAAGUAGUUUUACAAAAGUAUAGUAUUAGAAUAUGCUUGUACCUAUUAACAAGAAGAAAAUUCCUAAUGCUGCUCAUAUGGAAAGGGUAUUGCUAAAAGGAUGUUUUCAAAAAUCUUGUAUAUAAAAUAGCAAUAAUGAUGAUAAUACUGUAUUUCAUCUCACUUGCCACAAAAAUAACAUUUUAUAAUCCCUAAAAGUAAAACUGAGAAACCUUUAAGUUUUGUUUCAAGUAAUAUAAUCUAUCUUUUGUAUAAUUCAUAUUUGGGAAUAUGACUUUUAAUAAUGUUCUUCCCACUAAUAAUCAUGCUUUUUCUCUGUGGUUACAGCAUUAAACUCUAUUUUAAGUUGUA